GCGCGCGCGUGUCAAAAAUCCCUUAUUCUCCGGACGCCUUUACCGCGGUGCCACCGCCGUUGCGCACUGUCAACGUCUCCGCUGGCUGCUCGAACGCACACGCAUUACUCACCCACCCGCGCACAUACACCUGCCAACGAAUCUGACCAUAGCGGUAGUACUGAGCGUUGCAGAGAACACGGUGAGAAAUUGAACUGUCGUAGACCGCGUAGUACUGGUAAAAACUACUACGUCGCCCGGCCGUCGUCGCGCUUAACGUUUUCUAAUUUUGAUACCCCGAUUUUCCCCACCUCGCGCACGCGAGUCCCAAAACCCGUGUGUUCGUCACGCGCCUGCGUCGAAGCCGUCGUCGUUUUUGUUUUUCACGCGAUCGUGUGCGUGUGUGCAUUUUUGCGCGAGCGCCGCGUGUGUAUCGUGUGUCCCGAAUACGCGCCGUGUGUGUGUGUGUGUGCGUGUGCGUGUGUGUGUGCGUGUACGUGUGCGUUUGUGUGUGUUACGUAUAUAUAUGCGCGUGUGCGCGUGUAGCUGCGCGCUCGUGUGUGUAUAACCCAAAGGAGCAACCGGCCCUCUGCCCAGUCGACCGGACAUCGCGUACCCGCAUCCAGUAGCGAUACGGCUGCAUAAAAUAACGUGUAUAAAAUAUUUAUUACAUACUAUUUAAAUAUAAUAAAAAUACAAUCUUAUCGGUACGGCCCCAUCAAGUGUCCGUUAAAUGGCUUUUCUGAAACUAUCAACAUCUCGUAAGUGCAGUCAAUUAUUAUUGCAAGAAUCGCUCAGGAACGACUUGUAUACUCGGCUUGUGCGCUCACUAACCACCACAAAUGGAUCUGGAGAACUGCAGCAGCAACAGCAACAACGAAGAAAUAACAGCGUGGCCGCUACUGCUGCCAGUACGGUCGAUAACAAGCCAAAAUGGGAUACAUUGGAUACGUCAUUCGCCAACCCCGAGGCUACUUUCAAGAGCAAGACCACCUGGGAAAUAUUUAGAGCUUACAUAGUUUACCAACUUUGCUCAUCAAAUUACCUUGUUGAGAAUAACAUGCAGCUCAUGAAAAUUUGCAAAAUGGUUUUUGGAGAAAAAUUAUUUACCUUAAUGAUGAAAAUGACAUUUUAUGGUCAUUUUGUUGCUGGAGAAGAUCAAUAUCGUAUUGUUCCUACAUUAAAACGGUUAAGAUCUUUUGGAGUUAAACCAAUAUUGGAUUAUUCUGUUGAAGAAGAUAUAACUCAAGAAGAGGCUGAAAAACGUGAAGUAGAAUCUAGCAUGUCGGAAGUAGAAAAAAUGGACCAAAGUGCUGCUCAAAAAGAAGAUUCUGUUUCAGCCGAGAAAAUUGGAGGUUCUCUACCUCAGUACCAUGUGGAUAAACAGUUUGCAGACAGAAGGUACAAAGUACAAAGUGCUCGAACCUAUUUUUACUUGAAUGAAGCUACUUGUGAACGUAAUAUGGAAGUAUUUCAAAAUUGCCUUGAUGCAGUUGCUGGUGCUACAUAUGGAACAGGAAUUACAGCAAUCAAGUUAACGGCUCUUGGACGUCCUCAGCUGUUGUUGCAAUUAUCUGAAGUAAUUAUGAGGGCUCGUACAUUAGCUAGUGAAAUUAUGGGUGGCAAAGGAAAUGUAAUUGGUCAGCAACUUACUCUCGAAGAGUUAGAUAAACGUUUGUUUGAAGCUGGAAUAAAAGAUACAAAAAAAUUUUUAGAGAAAGUCACCAAAGAUAGUCAAGGUGUUAUUCAUUUAUUCCCAUGGAGUGGUCUGUUGAAUGAAAAUUCUGAAUUAAGUGAUACGUUCCGUGUGCCUUGUUUGAAAGAAGGUCGUAUGGUUAGGCUAUUAUCUCAGUUGUCUAAAAAAGAAGAAGAAAUGUUCCGUAAUAUGGUUCAUCGACUAAAUACAUUAGUUCAAACUGCUACAGAUUUAGAUGUACGUAUAAUGAUUGAUGCUGAACAAACUUAUUUCCAACCGGCUAUAUCUAGAUUGACUCUUGAAUUGAUGCAAAAAUAUAAUACAGAAAAAGCUGUUGUAUUCAACACAUACCAAUGUUACCUUAAAGAUACACUUAAUGAAGUCAAGACUGAUUUAAAUCAAGCCAAGCGUCAAAAAUUCUAUUUUGGAGCCAAACUCGUGAGAGGUGCUUACAUAGAUCAGGAGAGAGCAAGAGCUGCAGCAUUGGGUUAUACCGAUCCAACCAAUCCAUCUUAUGAAGCUACCACUAAAAUGUAUCAUGAUACACUGACCGAAUGUUUAACACGUAUCAAGGUAUUGAAAGACCAGGGAGAUGUUGCCAAUAAGAUUGGUAUAAUGGUUGCAUCACACAAUGAAGAUACUGUGCGCUUCGCAUUAUCACAAAUGAAAGAAAUUGGAAUCUCUCCAGAUGACAAAGUAAUCUGCUUCGGACAACUGCUUGGCAUGUGUGAUUUUAUCACCUUCCCUUUGGGCCAAGCAGGAUACUCGGCGUACAAAUACAUACCAUAUGGUCCAGUCAACGAAGUACUACCAUAUCUUUCUCGUCGAGCUAUGGAGAAUAAGGGUGUGCUAAAGAAACUUGUCAAGGAGAAAAAAUUACUGAGAAAAGAACUUUUUAGGCGUAUAAUGCAUGGGCAGUUUUUCUACAAACCUAAUGGAAAUUAUACCCCAGUUUAAAAAUUACAUUUAAGCUUUAAUGUAUCAUAGUAAGCGCAAGUCUCUCUAAUGGUAUGCCGAUUAGUCAAUGUUUUUAUUAUCAUCCCUCCAACCUAAACUAACUUAACACAAGUGUUUUAUGACAAAUUAAAUCUAAAUUGACAGUACUUAUAUGGAUCAGUAUUAUAAACAUAAGUAUGAUUUUUUAUUUCAGAAUCUCAUGUUAACUAAGUGUAAACUUGUACUUAAGGUAAUAAAAAAUAUAUAUGUUUUAUAACCAUGUUCUUUAUACAAGAAGAAUAAUAUUUCCUUGUUAUUAACUAAUCGGUUGACAUUAAAUUGCGCUUUUUAAAUUUA
Molecule: messenger RNA, 2968 nt
Organism: Sipha flava (yellow sugarcane aphid)
Lineage: Eukaryota; Metazoa; Arthropoda; Insecta; Hemiptera; Aphididae
Gene: slgA
Product: proline dehydrogenase 1, mitochondrial
Exons: 11
Coding region: 713-2632 (639 amino acids)
Cellular component (GO): mitochondrion
Molecular function (GO): proline dehydrogenase activity; FAD binding
Source: RefSeq, a predicted model, not a curated record